UUCCUCAUAAGAAACCCAGUUCAAUUCAGCUCAAGAACCCAUUUUUUGAGUACCCAUUAUGAGUUCUGAGCAGAACUCGACUACCCCCAAUGGGGCUCAUCAGAACCCGCAAGCCAGGAGAUUGCCUGAUUUCUUGCUAAGUGUCAACUUGAAAUAUGUUAAACUGGGUUAUCAUUACUUGGUCAGUCAUCUUUUAACCCUCUGUUUGGUCCCUUUAAUAGCCGUUACAAUCCUUGAAGCAUCACGGUUGGACCCCGAUGACAUUCACCAGUUAUGGCUAAAUCUUCAGUACAAUCUUGUGAGUGUCAUUGUUUUCUCAACUCUUCUCGUUUUUGCCUCCACCGUUUACAUCCUGACUCGAGCCAGACCCGUUUACCUCCUUGAUUACUCUUGUUACCGCCCUCCUGCACAUCUCAAAGUUGAGUCCCACUGGUUCAUGGAGCGUUACAGGCUCUCAGGGGUCUUUGAAAAGUCCUCUCUAGAGUUUCAACGCAAGGUUCUGGAGAGAUCAGGACUUGGAGAGGAGACUUGUGUUCCUAAAUCCAUGCACUCCAUUCCUCCAACAGCAACAAUGGCCGAAGCAAGAGAGGAGGCUGAGCAGGUGAUGUUUGGUGCAUUAGAUAAUCUUUUUGCCAAUACUAAUGUUAAGCCUAAGGAUAUCGGGAUUCUUGUUGUUAAUUGUAGUUGUUUUAAUCCAACUCCUUCCCUCUCUGCUAUGAUUAUUAACAAGUACAAAUUAAGGGGUAAUAUUAAAAGUUUUAAUCUUGGAGGUAUGGGGUGUAGUGCUGGGGUUAUAGCUAUUGAUCUUGCUAAAGACAUGUUGCAAGCUCAUAGGAACACUUAUGCAGUUGUUGUUAGUACUGAAAACAUCACACAGAACGGUUACUUUGGAAACAAGAAAUCGAUGUUGAUCCCGAAUUGUUUGUUUAGAAUUGGUGCUGCAGCUGUUUUGUUGUCCAAUAAAUCUUCUGACAGGAGAAGGGCGAAGUAUAAGCUUCUUCAUGUGGUGAGGACACAUUGUGGGGCAGAUGAUAAGGCAUUCAGGUGUGUAUACCAGGAGCAGGAUGAGCUUGGGAAAACUGGGGUUUCAUUGUCCAAGGAUUUGAUGGCCAUUGCUGGUGAGGCACUCAAGGCCAACAUCACCACAUUGGGUCCCCUUGUUCUUCCCAUAAGUGAGCAAUUUCAGUUCUUGCUGACUUUGAUAGCCAAGAAAUUGUUCAAUGCCAAAAUCAAGCCUUAUAUCCCAGAUUUCAAACUGGCUUUUGAACAUUUCUGCAUUCAUGCUGGGGGAAGGGCUGUGAUUGAUGAGCUUGAGAAGAAUUUGCAACUUCUUCCAGAACAUGUCGAGGCCUCCAGAAUGACUCUCCAUCGAUUUGGUAACACCUCAUCCAGUUCAAUUUGGUACGAGCUGGCUUACAUAGAGGCCAAGGGGAGGAUGCGGAAAGGAAACCGUGUUUGGCAGAUUGCAUUUGGAAGUGGUUUCAAGUGUAACAGUGCGGUCUGGCAGGCCCUAAAAAAUGCAAAGCCGUCUGCGAAUGGUCCCUGGGAAGAAUGCAUUAAUAAGUACCCAGUACAGAAUAUUUAGUAGCCCAACUACCUCUCGUUUAUGGGAAACCAGGGAUCAUGCAGGCUACCACUGUUUUAUUUUCUCACUACCUUUUCAAUUGCCGUCUCUGUGUUUUAAAUUUAUUAGCAACUGUUAUGUGUUACUUAAGUUUGCAGUGCAAGUGGAGAUCCAUGUUUGGUUUUUAUAAUAAAAUUUCCUUAAAUUA
Messenger RNA from Rubroshorea leprosula, 1772 nucleotides. The record is from the annotation of a GenBank genome assembly. NCBI's taxonomy places the organism in Eukaryota, Viridiplantae, Streptophyta, Magnoliopsida, Malvales, Dipterocarpaceae.